AGCCACGUUCGGUUGAGCUCCAAGUAGACCAGCGGCGGCGGCGGCAGCGGCAGCGGUGCCGGAGGCGCAGAGGGCGGCGCAGGCGGAGCCGGGCGGCGGGCGCGCGGGCGGUUGGGCGAGCGAGCGAGCGAGCGGCGGGCAGCCGGGCGGCGGCGGCACAGCGCAGGCCGAGCCGGCGCGGGAGGAGUUCCAGGGCGAUGGGGCCGCGGCCGGGGCUGACGCUUUGACAGCUGGAAAGAGCGCGGAGCCAGCGCCGGGGGGGAGGGAGGGAGCGCGGCGAGCGGAGCGCGAGCGAGCGAGCGCCGGGAGGGGGCCAGGAGCAGGGCAGCUCGGCAGAACCGGACGGUAGCGGCGGCGGCGGCGGGGCUCGGCGCCCUCUUCUCUGCAAACCAUGUUUGCCAAAGGCAAAGGCUCGGCGGUGCCCUCGGACGGGCAGGCUCGGGAAAAGUUAGCUUUAUACGUCUACGAAUAUUUACUGCACGUAGGAGCACAGAAAUCUGCACAGACCUUCUUAUCAGAGAUUCGAUGGGAAAAAAACAUCACGCUGGGAGAACCACCUGGGUUUUUGCACUCCUGGUGGUGCGUAUUUUGGGACCUUUACUGUGCAGCUCCUGAAAGGAGAGACACUUGUGAACAUUCGAGUGAAGCAAAAGCCUUUCAUGAUUACAGUGCAGCAGCUGCCCCGAGCCCUGUGCUUGGCAACAUUCCUCCCAAUGAUGGGAUGCCUGGAGGCCCCAUCCCACCGGGUUUCUUUCAGGGUCCUCCGGGGUCACAGCCCUCGCCGCACGCACAGCCUCCACCUCACAAUCCCAGCAGCAUGAUGGGACCCCACAGUCAGCCUUUUAUGUCACCGCGAUACGCAGGCGGCCCCAGGCCCCCGAUCAGAAUGGGAAACCAGCCUCCAGGAGGAGUUCCUGGGACACAGCCAUUGCUGCCCAAUUCCAUGGAUCCCACCCGACAACAAGGCCACCCCAACAUGGGAGGAUCAAUGCAGAGAAUGAACCCUCCCCGAGGCAUGGGGCCUAUGGGUCCUGGGCCACAGAAUUACGGCAGCGGCAUGAGACCACCACCCAACUCCCUCGGCCCCGCCAUGCCCGGGAUUAACAUGGGCCCAGGAGCUGGCAGACCCUGGCCCAAUCCCAACAGUGCUAACUCAAUUCCAUAUUCCUCCUCAUCGCCCGGCACCUACGUGGGACCCCCUGGUGGUGGUGGCCCUCCAGGAACACCCAUCAUGCCUAGUCCUGCAGAUUCAACAAAUUCCAGUGACAACAUCUACACAAUGAUUAAUCCGGUGCCGCCUGGAGGCAGCCGGUCCAACUUCCCCAUGGGUCCUGGCUCAGACGGCCCGAUGGGAGGCAUGGGCGGGAUGGAGCCACACCACAUGAAUGGAUCCUUAGGGUCAGGCGACAUAGAUGGACUUCCAAAAAAUUCUCCUAACAACAUAAGUGGCAUUAGCAACCCUCCAGGCACCCCGCGAGACGAUGGCGAGCUGGGAGGGAACUUCCUCCACUCCUUCCAGAAUGACAAUUAUUCUCCAAGCAUGACGAUGAGUGUGUGAUCCCCCCCCUUCUCCAAGACGCUGAGAGAGCCGGCAUUGCAGGCAGGAAGAUGCCAGACAUUAUGCAAGAAGAAGUGAGGUGUCGUUACCAGGAGCUGGCGGGGGUCUCCCCGCUCCCCAUAAACCUACCCCCACCUUUUCCCAUUUUUAGUUUCAUGCAAUAAAAAGGCCGAACUUUUUAUUCCAUAAAACAUGAAGGACAAAACUCAAAAGUAAAAAUAUAUUUCAAAUCAGUGACCAGAAAAAUUCUACUCCUUGCUACUUCCCAAAAGGACCUUUUCUGUACAUGACACUUUUUUUUUUUGUCUUUUGUUUUUGUUUGUUUGUUUGAGAUUUCAUCAUUGCUGGGAUUUUUUAAAAUUUGUUUUCAGGGGUUGGGGGCAUUUUUUUUUUUUUUAAUGGAAGCUUCUAGCAAGCCCCCAGCCCCACCCCAAUCAACCUCUUUGCUUUCUUCUUAAAAAAAAUGAAAAUGAAAAAAAGUUUAAAAAAAAAAAACAAGAAAAAGAAAAAACCACAAGCCCUGCAGUCUGUCUGUCCCCAAGCCCUUUUACCAGGAAAGCUAGUCUAGGUGUGACAUGUCACACUGUCUCUGUAGCCAUCUAAAAAUAAUAAUAAUAAACUGGACAGUUUACAAUCGGUGGUUUCUUUCAAAAAGCCGUUUUUGGAAAGAAGAAAAGAAGUCACCCUUUACCACUGGGGGUUUGUUUGGGGAGGGGGGGACCUGCUUUGUUUUGGGCAUGGUUGGCAACAGCAGCACUCCUAGACCCCCAAACCCACCCAUCGCGUGGCCAGAGGGGCCAGACCAUCCGACCCCCUUCCAGGAUUCCCCAUGGCCGAGACCGUCGCUGUGACCCGGCGCCUGCACUGUGUUCCCAGGACUGCUUCCUCUCCUGGACCUCUCCAGCCCCUCCUCAGCCCCCACCCGUCCUCCCAGCGAGAGUCCUGCCCACUGGGUGGCGGCCUGCAGCAGCGUAGGGGAGGCCACCGCUGCCAGGAUGGCUAUGACCUGGGGCGUGGAAACUGACCUCGUGUUCCGCCCGAGAUCCUCACGUCCUCGUCCCAUGUCCCGUGCACGGGCAGGGUGGCUGGAGUUUUGGUUUUCUUUUUCUCUAUUCAUCCUUCGUUUUCAAAGAUGGAAUAUUGACCCGAAUUGCUCUGUAUGUGCUUGGAACUGGAUGGAAAGACUUUGGCAUUGCUGGGGGGUGGGGGGAGAACCAACAACCAAACAGACGCGCUGUUUCCGGUCCUGUUUUUAUUUUCAAAAACCGACAAACCCGAUGUGGAGCCUGUCCCCUCCUAGGAGGGGUGACUCAUGGCCUCCCUCACCUCACCCCCAUGGAAACCUUUGUGUCUUGCCCUGGAAGACACCCAAUUCUUUGUACAUUUACACUCCCUUCUCCUGCCCCCUCCCUCCCCCGUAGCUGGUCUUUGUUUUAUUACCCCCCUUUCUGAUCCAUGUAUAUCAUAUUAUGUGAGAUACCAUCUGCCUGAAAAAAGACCUUGUGCGGAUUAUUGGGAACAUUGUAGCUGUUGCUGUGUUUUUUCUUACCUUGUAGUCUGGUUCUGAAUUACGAGAGGAAAAAAAAAAAAAGUAAUUAUGAUACAUUGUAGUUUGUGUACGAUAUAUGUUGAUAACGUUUUAUUAAAGGGACAUCUUUUUUCCGCA
Marmota flaviventris (yellow-bellied marmot) is the source of this 3224-nucleotide messenger RNA. RefSeq names its product single stranded DNA binding protein 3 (gene Ssbp3). Gene Ontology annotation, cellular component: nucleus. The record is from RefSeq and is a predicted model, not a curated record. Gene Ontology annotation, biological process: positive regulation of transcription by RNA polymerase II. NCBI's taxonomy places the organism in Eukaryota, Metazoa, Chordata, Mammalia, Rodentia, Sciuridae. Gene Ontology annotation, molecular function: single-stranded DNA binding; protein binding.